UCAAAAUCUAAAGCAAACAUUUUUGUUAUUUUUGCUUCGAUAUUUUUAAAAAGAAAAAAUAUUUAUUUUAAUUGACAAAUACUUUUAAAUGGGUUGAUUUUUAAUUACAAAAUAUACAUUUUUAAAUAUUAAAUAUUUGAAAAUUAUAUCCCUAAAAUAAUUAUGAUGGAUGUUCAAAGGCAUUCGGUUCAUACAUUAGUGUUUCGUUCGUUAAAACGAACACAUGAUACAUUUCUUAUGAAUCAAGGACUUUUACCGCCAGUUGAUCCUGAAUUGGAAAGAAAGAAAAAGUCAAUAAAAGCACGGGAUACUUAUGGGCACAUUGUUGACAAAGUUAAGAACCAACCUGUCAAACCAAAAAAUCUCAAUGAAAAUGCAGAUCCACCUCCACCGGGUGAUGAAUCGUUUGUGGGAACUCAGAGUAGUACAUCUUUGGUGCCUGUUAAUACACCAGCAGCAACACCGACAUCAGUUGUUGCAGCCUCUAAUCCAACGAAUACGGUAUCGAUGCCUGUUAAAAAAGCUCCUCUUAUGUUGAAACCAAAGUGGCAUCCACCGUGGAAAUUAUACAGAGUCAUCAGUGGACAUCUUGGGUGGGUAAGAUGUUGUGCCGUUGAACCAGGGAAUGAAUGGUUUGCUACGGGUUCUGCUGAUCGAGUUAUCAAAAUUUGGGAUCUAGCAAGUGGUAAAUUAAAAGUCUCGUUAACCGGACACAUUAGUAGUGUGAGAGGUCUUGCAUUUUCUCAUAGACAUCCGUACUUAUUUUCGUGUGGAGAAGAUAGACAAGUUAAAUGCUGGGAUUUGGAGUAUAAUAAAGUUAUAAGACAUUAUCAUGGACAUCUGUCAGCAGUCUACAGCAUGGCACUUCACCCGACUAUUGACGUUCUGGCAACAGCCGGUCGGGAUGCUACUGCAAGAGUUUGGGACAUGAGGACUAAAGCUAACGUCCAUACUUUCACUGGACAUACUAAUACAGUAGCUAGUGUUAUCAGCCAAGCUGCCGAGCCACAGAUCAUCACUGGGAGUCAUGAUUGCACUAUUAGAUUGUGGGAUCUAGCUGCUGGCAAAUCUCGAGCGACUUUGACUAAUCAUAAAAAAAGUGUUCGCUCUGUUUGUUUCCAUCCAAUGCUAAAUAUGUUUGCAUCAGCAUCCCCAGAUAAUAUUAAAGAAUGGAAAUGUCCAGAGGGUAAAUUUAUACAGAAUUUAUCUGGGCACAAUGCAAUUGUUAAUUGUUUGGCUAUCAAUGCUGACGGUGUCUUAGUUUCCGGUGCUGAUAAUGGAACAAUGUACAUGUGGGAUUUCAGAACUGGGUACAAUUUCCAACGUCUACAUGCACCCGUUCAACCUGGAUCAAUGGAUAGUGAAGCUGGUAUUUUUAGUGCUACAUUUGAUAUGUCUGGGUCUAGAUUAAUUACAACUGAGGCUGAUAAAACUAUAAAAGUUUAUAAAGAGGAUGACGAAGCUACGGAAGAGAGCCAUCCUGUCAAUUGGAAGCCGGAAAUAAUUAAAAGGCGAAAAUACUAAAAAUCACAUCACGUAUUAUUAUAUAUAUACUUCACGUACUAUAUAAAAAAAAAAGUUUUUAAAACUUUAUUUCAGUCAAUUAUUUUUUAAGAGUAUUUAUUUAUUUAAAAUCAUGAAUUUACAAAUUUAUAAAUUAAAAUUAUUUUUAAUUGUUUUUAUUUUAAUCGACUGGAAUUUGAAAAAUUCAUUUCAGUAUAAAAAGCGAUCGUACUCUGUGUAAAAAAU
Molecule: messenger RNA, 1749 nt
Organism: Microplitis demolitor
Lineage: Eukaryota; Metazoa; Arthropoda; Insecta; Hymenoptera; Braconidae
Gene: Tango4
Product: pleiotropic regulator 1
Exons: 8
Coding region: 163-1524 (453 amino acids)
Biological process (GO): mRNA splicing, via spliceosome
Cellular component (GO): catalytic step 2 spliceosome; Prp19 complex; precatalytic spliceosome
Molecular function (GO): protein binding
Source: RefSeq, a predicted model, not a curated record